AUGGCCUCGGCGAUUCAAGCCGUUGUUCGGAGGAGGGGGCAGGAUACGUGCAUCCACCAUACCGGAAAGAUUAUAGCGUUCCUUUGUGAAAAUUGCAGCGAAGUGGCAUGUAUGAAAUGUGUGGGUUCACGGCACAAGGGACACGACUUGACAGAGUUGAGUGACAUUGCCGAGCAGCAAAAAAUAGAAAUGAUCAAAUUCAUCAGCGAAGUUGAAAAUAACAGGUUGCCAAAUAUGAAAGACAGCAUUGAAUCAGUUGAAAAACUAAAAGCGGAUACCACGAAUUAUUUCAACAAGCUAGAGACAACAGUUCAAGAUCAAGGGGACAAACUGAAGCAAGCCAUCGAUGUAUUGAUCGCAAAAUCUUCGUCGUUAUGUCGGAGGCUGAAAGAAGAUAACAUACAACUUCUGAACGACUACAAGAAAUGCCUUUCAGAUAUUUACGAGGGUCUCGGCAAACAAUUACACGAAUGUAAAACACAACUUCAAGACGCAUCCGUUCUGGAGCUUUUUGACACCGGACAUGCAUUUCGAAGCCUCGCUUUGAAUUUACCCGACAAGCCAAGGUUACAUACAGUAGUCUUUGAAGCACCUGCGCACUACCAACCUUAUUUGGAAGAAGCAUUUGGAACGUUGACCACCGAUGACCAAGGUCAGCCAGAUUCUACUCUGCAGCCAGGUGCACCGACGGAGGACCGAUCGUCUUCAGGUACGGUAAUGGCGAAAAGACAGGAAGUGAACUACAACCUCUCACACCAGACAAACAUCCUUGGAAAAUUCAAUACUAAAGGAAUUGGCAAUAAGGUAUGUGCCACCGAAAAAGAAGAAAUUUGGAUUUCAUACUCGAACAGUCUCCAACUUUUGAGCAAGAAAGGUGAGAUACGACGGGAAAUAAAAUUCAACGUGAGAAUUACAGAUGUCUGUAUAUCACCUCGAACCAAGAAGAUUUGGAUUUGCUCUGAUACAGAUUCCAGCAUCAUGGAUUGCGCAUUAGGAGUGCCAAAUUUGCGAUUCAAUUGUAAGAGCAAACCCAUUUGUCUGUGUGUAACCGCGGCCAAUCACGUCUUGGUGGGAAUGUCGCAAAAAGUGACCAAGUUCUCACAGAAAGGGGAACCGCUCCUCAGCACCAAGACUACAACUUCUGGAAAACCCAUAGUUCGCUUACCACAGAAAAUAGCAGAAUGUCGACUGACACAGAACUUGGCUGUAGUUGAGAGACAGAGUUAUGACGAGUAUAACACAAAACAAGUUCUUGUUAUGAACAAAGAGUUUGAAGAGUUGUUCCGAUACAAAGGAGGCAGAGCAGAGGGCCAAAAAACAGCAGAAGCCAUAUUUGACCCCUGGGAUGUAACCUUCGACAAUGCCGGGAAUCUUCUCAUCGCCGACUGUAACAAUCACAGAGUGCUCCUCGUUAGCUGUGAAGGAGAAUUCCUGAGGACUGUGUUCACAGAUGAGAGAAGUGCACAAGCUAUCUGUAUAGACAGAAGCCUCAUCCUCUGGGCGGUGUUCGGUGAUGAAGUGAAGCGUCUACAAUACUACAGCGGCUGA
This is a messenger RNA of Ylistrum balloti, 1548 nucleotides long. RefSeq lists its product as uncharacterized. NCBI's taxonomy places the organism in Eukaryota, Metazoa, Mollusca, Bivalvia, Pectinida, Pectinidae. Gene Ontology annotation, biological process: protein polyubiquitination; negative regulation of translation; proteasome-mediated ubiquitin-dependent protein catabolic process. The transcript has a single exon. The record is from RefSeq and is a predicted model, not a curated record. Bases 1 to 1548 code for a protein of 515 amino acids. Gene Ontology annotation, molecular function: translation repressor activity; protein binding; ubiquitin protein ligase activity.